Molecule: messenger RNA, 9133 nt
Organism: Cololabis saira (Pacific saury)
Lineage: Eukaryota; Metazoa; Chordata; Actinopteri; Beloniformes; Belonidae
Gene: epas1b
Product: endothelial PAS domain protein 1b
Exons: 16
Coding region: 323-2962 (879 amino acids)
Biological process (GO): regulation of transcription by RNA polymerase II; cellular response to hypoxia
Cellular component (GO): nucleus; cytoplasm; transcription regulator complex
Molecular function (GO): RNA polymerase II transcription regulatory region sequence-specific DNA binding; DNA-binding transcription factor activity, RNA polymerase II-specific; protein dimerization activity
Source: RefSeq, a predicted model, not a curated record
GCAGCGGCUCCUGCGGGAGGAACAGCUCGGACCAGCGACCAGCGUCGGUCGGCGACAGCAGCGUUACCUUGCAGCCGCCUGGAGCGUCUUUCUCCGCGGGCGAGAGGCUGUACGAUCCUCGGCAGUGUUCUGAGACUGUACGGCCCCCACCGAGUCCUCACCGAGUCAGCCGGGACCGGCUUAUGGACUAUAAGUGACCCAGAAAACCUUGCUCUGACCAGCGGCACUUUCUGCUUGAUUUUAUUAAGAAGUCUGGACUCUGAAGUUGGACAUAACUUCGACCGUCGGGGACUUUGCAGCCGUGAUUAAAACAGCAGGAGACAUGACAGCGGACAAGGACAAGAAGAGGAGCAGCUCGGAGCGCCGCAAGGAGAAGUCUCGGGACGCGGCGCGAUGCAGGCGCAGCAAAGAGACGGAGGUGUUCUACGAGCUGGCCCACCAGCUGCCCCUGGCCCACAGCGUCAGCGCACACCUGGACAAGGCCUCCAUCAUGAGGCUGGCCAUCAGCUUCCUGCGCACGCGCAAGCUGCUGGCCAGUAACACCGCCUCCAGCAGCAGCAGCAGCAGCAGCAGCAGCAGCAGCGGCAGCAGCAGCAGCUCCAGCAGCAGCAGUAGCAGCGGAGAGGAGGACGCACACAUGGACAACCUGUACCUGAAGUCUCUGGAGGGCUUCGUCACCGUGGUGACCUCCGACGGGGACAUUGUCUUCCUGUCCGAGAACAUCAACAAGUUCAUGGGCCUCACACAGGUUGAACUCACCGGUCACAGCAUCUUUGACUUCACCCAUCCAUGUGACCACGAUGAGAUCAGAGAGAACCUCAGCCUGAAGGCCUCAGGAAGCGGCUUCGGUAAGAAAGGCAAAGAGCUGAGCACGGAGCGCGACUUCUUCAUGAGGAUGAAGUGCACGGUGACCAACAGAGGACGCACCGUCAACCUGAAGUCGGCCAGCUGGAAGGUGCUGCACUGCACCGGCCACCUGAAGAUGUACGACGGCUGCCCCUCCCGGGUGCUGUGCGGCUACAAGGAGCCGCCGCUCACCUGCGCCGUCUUGAUGUGCGAGCCCAUCCCGCACCCGUCCAACAUCGACACGCCGCUGGACAGCAAGACCUUCCUGAGCCGGCACAGCAUGGACAUGAAGUUCACCUACUGCGACGACAAGGUGACCGAGCUGAUGGGCUACGCUCCCGAGGACCUGCUGGGUCGCUCCGUCUACGACUUCUACCACGCCCUGGACUCCGACAGCAUCACCAAGAGCCACCACAACCUGUGCAGCAAGGGUCAGGCCGUGAGCGGCCGCUACCGCAUGCUGGCCAAGAGCGGCGGCUACGUCUGGGUGGAGACCCAGGGAACCGUCAUCUACAACAGCCGCAACUCCCAGCCGCAGUGCAUCGUGUGCGUCAACUACGUCCUCAGUGACAUCGAGGAGAAGGCGGUGAUUCUGUCCACAGAGCAGACGGAGCCUCUGUUCAAGCCUCGGCACAUGAGCAGCUUCUUCAGCGCGGGAGGCGUGGGCCUGAGCGGAGAGCCCGGGGACUCCCUCUUCACCUCCCUCAAGGAGGAGCCCGAGGACCUGGCUCAGCUGGCUCCCACUCCAGGGGACACCAUCAUCUCCCUCGACUUCGGUUGCCCUCAGUUUGACGAGCGCGAGCCGCCGGCCUUCCCCUCGGUGUCUGCGUCAUCCAUCGUGCCCCCGGGCCCCUCGUCCUGGGCCGGCGAGGCCCACAAGCCGGCCCCGGCGGCCGUCCCGGCGGAGAGGGUGAACAUGGCCGGUGCCUUCAGCGUGCAGCAGAACCAGCCCCCGGGCAGCAGCACCCCGAGCCUGAGCAGCUGCUCCACGCCCAGCAGCCCCGGAGAUUACUACAGCUCAGUGGAGAGCGACCUGAAGGUGGAGCUCACCGAGAAGCUGUUUGCUCUGGACACGGAGGGAGACAGCGCUGCCAGCACCGAGAGGGACCUCAGUGACCUGGACCUGGAGACGCUGGCUCCCUACAUCCCCAUGGACGGCGAGGACUUCCAGCUGAACCCCAUCAUCCCGGACUCCAAGCCCCUGGAGGGGCGUCCCGCUGGGCCCCUGGGCGGCAGCGGCAGCCUGGACACGCAGCAGAGCUUCAGCAACAUCGCCAGCCUGUUCCAGCCGCUGUCCCCGGCCCCGCCGGCCCCCGGCCACUACCAGCAGCAGCCGCAGCCAGCCUGGGCCGCCGGCGAGCGCAGGGGCGCGGGCCCCGCCUCGGUGGACGCCUGCGGGAGGCCCUACGGGCCCAUGGGCCACAUGCAGAGCCGCCCGUACCAGAGCCCGGCCAGCACCCCCCUGUCCUCUUUGCAGUGGCCUCCAGAUCCCCUGAUAACCUACCAGCAGCAGCUGCCCGGCAAGCCCUACCUGCUGGAGCAGGGAGGGGAGGACCGGCCCUCCUGCCAGCAGAACAUGUCCCACCUUGUGCACAAACAGAGGUCCAUGGACAAUUUUGUACAAGCUUACAAAGACAUGAGUCCAGCCAGAGUGGCUUUGGCCAACAACAUCAAGCGCUCCUUCAACCAGAUGGCUGUGGGUGAGAGCAGGGCAAGCGAGUUCAUGUGGAAGAAGAUCCGGAGUGAGACCUGCAUGGACCGGUCCCUCAGCACGGGCUCCCUGAGCGAGUCAGGCAGAGCCAGGAUGAUGCCAGGCGGCAUGUCUUCAUCUCUAAGCUCCCUGCAGCAACACAGGAAGUCUCAGUAUCCAGGAAAUGGGAUAAGUGGAGACGAUGGAAAACCUUUUCUCCAAAAGAGUUGCAGCUAUAACAACAGCUACAACAUGCAACCUUCUAACAAGACACAGGGUCUCAGCUGUCUGCUGGGCCCGUCUUUUGAGCCCUCCUGUUUGCCCGAGUUGACCCGUUACGACUGCGAGGUCAACGUGCCGCUCCAGGGGAACCUGCACCUCCUGCAGGGCUGUGACCUCCUGCGAGCCCUGGACCAGGCCACCUAGACCCCCCCCCCAUCCAACGCCUGACACAGACCUGGACUCGCUCCCAGCCCGGAGCCUCAACCUGCAGCCCGUGACUUAAGUCUUUCUUCACCUCUGUACCUCUAGGUGCUCCGAGAGCAAGCCCAAGGCUUAGCGACCUGUAGAUCACGGUAUUCACGACCACAUCCUGCCUUACUUAGCCCCCCACACUCUGUCUCCCGUCCUUUUCUCUAGUCCUCUACCCCCAAACCUGCAGCGAUAUCAGGGUCCAGCUCCUUCCACCCUCCGUGCCCUCCAAGCACGCGACUUCAAUCAGAUGCAGGUUGACCACCAGAGUAGAGCUGCCCGGCCUCGAGCCAGCCACAUCCGACGACCCGCACACUUCACAUAUACAGAAAACAACAAAAAAUGGGUCACUGGUUGUAAAAAAUAAAAGGUCAAUGCUGGAUUCAGAUUAUGUCACACUGGGUUUGGUGUCGGUGCUGAUGUGGAAGAGGCCGGUGGUCGUGCGGAGAGGCUCCGCCCCCAGCCCCGCCCCCUGAUGAGGCUCCGCCCCCAGCCCCACCCCCUGAUGAGGCCCCGCCCCCAGCCCCGCCCUCUCUCUGCCCGCCAGGAGAGCAUAUUAUUCCACCUACACAUUAACACAUUAAUUUUGUGCACGUGACCAGUGAUUGGCGUCCGUUCUGGUCGAAGCCUCAAGCCAGAGCUGGGUAUCAUGAGCUGGUUCUGACCUGGAGCCAUUUCCAAAAAACAAGCCAAUGAAUCUCGUCAGAGCACGCUCUCUUAUCGGAUUCUGCCUAUCGAUUCCCAAAGAUGAUUAUUAUUAUUAUUAUUGUUUUUUUUAAAUCACUGCAGUGCAAUACGGAGGACUGGAGCACUUUAAAGAGCGGCUAAACGUGAGGACGGGGCCAACGCGAAUCGUUUUUAGCUCUCUACACGAGAAUUAUAAAACUUCCCUUUUCUCCUCUUUCCAACCGGAUAUUAAUGUUUAAACCUUAGAGGCCAGAAAGGGAUGCAAUUAUUAAUUUAUUGUGGCAAACCGACAUUUGACAGAUAUAUUCUUCGUCUUUUAAACACCUCUUUAUUAACCCAAAUUCAGUAUUUCCCUUUUUGAUUGUAUGAUAAACUGUUAUAUAAAUGUAUAAAGAUCUGCUCUGAGACUUCUUCUGACUUGAUUACGGUGAUGAAUCAGUAAAAUGAUACCCGGCCUGCAGCUCGAGCCUUUUCUCUUUUUCUACAUGCAGACAUUUGGGUCGCUAUGACGACAUCUGCUCUGUUAAACGUUCAUGUGAACGAGAGUUCUCACAUCUGGAUCACAGCAGCGUUAGAUCCACACGCUUCACAUGUUCAUUUUAGCCGUCAUAAAACAGUCUGCUUGUUACUGAAAUGACACUUUUCAUCAUUCAACUUUUUGUGGGUUUUAAAGAAAAAUGUACAUUUAACUCUACCGGACACUUUCUUUCACUUUUCUUGGUUCUUCAGCCAGUCAGAUUAUUUUUAUCUGUGUCUUUCUCACAGACACGAGUAGUAAAGUAUAUACUGUAGUACAUGUACUCCACAGUAAUCUGAAUACUAUUAUUCUUCCCUCUAUUUUGAUCUCAUCUGUCUGUCUUCAGUUAGAUUUAGCAGCUUUUACGACGACGGGGUGAUUUUUUCUCUGUGCAGUUUAUCACUUGAGCUGAUGCUAAAUAAAGGAAGCUCGAGUUAAUGUACCAAACUAGUAACUGAGAGAAGGACGCGGCCUGCAGAGACGGAGCGUUUCUACGCGUUACGGGCUCGUGCCCGAGCACGGCGAGCCGGUGGUGUGCACAGAUCAGCAGGGGGGCGCGUGCACGCGUUUCAACGACCUCUGUCUAACGCCGCUGGGACGCUUUUACUUCCGCUGAAUUUUUCUCCCCUUCCGGACAGAUUUUUCGCCACAUUCAGUGUUGUGCAUCAGCCUCCUCCAUUAAUCACCCCCCGGAGGCUAAUCGGGUCGCUGGCAGCUUUGCAAACCUUUUCCGACUUUGCCCCAUUAGAGGAAAUGUCUGCAGCAAAUGCCUAAAUUUAACAGAUAUAUUAAAGAUCCAAAUCAAAUCUGCUGGUCCGUUACUGGCUAUUCUGUUUACUGCUCUCCAUAAGAUUUUGCACAGAAACAUCUUUACAAUCCUUUUAUCAUCCAAAAGCCAUAAUUAAGCAGUUUACAAUUAUACAAAACACCAGAAAUCCAAGUUUCUAUGUUGCAAAGUCUGAAAUACACACUUUUAAGCAACUUAAUGCUUUAAUACUAAGUCUUACAGCGCUUCAUAGAUGCAGCGCCUGCCUGGAACGGUGGUAGAAACUGCCUGGAUAUAAGCUGCAAUGUAAAGAAUGCAGGAUUUGCUCUGAAGCAGACUGGGCUGAUUAGAGUCAAACCCAGGGGCUCCGGGGAUAACCCAGAGACCCCUGGACUGGAAAAGACCCUUCAGAGCAAAAAGAUCCCGGCAGACAAUGGAGGUCCCCCCCACGACGGCCUUGUGCUCACCACGGCGACACAGCAGGGGUCAGACGUCGCUCUCUCCAUCAGACAUUUGUACAUAACAGCGGCCGGUGAAGUCGCCUGAAAAGUAGAGUUUGGCUGUUUUUUUUUCUCCCCCUUUCGGGAUCGUAGGACAAGGCCAGUUUUUCUUAACUCGCAGACGGAGUGGCUGCCGAUACCAGAGUGCUUUAUAACGGGACGUUAACGGUCCUCACACAUCGUAGAUCAAGAGUAGACUCAGUGAAAUACACUUUACACCGUUCUUCUCUACUUCUGUACUCUGGAUACUUUUUCUUAAUUCCACUCUUUUUCAAGGUAAAUGUCUUUGUGUGGUGACCACUUUUGAGUAUGAACUAUUGAGCUUUGUAUACAUACACAUUGUGUACUUAAAAAACGACAACUAAUGUGGAACAUAGUGUUUUUAGUGUCUAUGUGUCCUGGUACUUUGGCCUCCGUGUAGAUGCUGGUAGAUUCUCUUCCUCCCACUGCCGUCUCUGUCUCGUGGUGGCUGUUUUUAAUUCUGUCUCCUUUCCUCUCUCUUUAUCCUCAAGUAUCUGAAUCUGUCGGCUGGCCAGUACUGUUGUUGUUCUUGCUUUAAAAAGAAACAGGAGAAGAAAAAAAAGAAAAAAAAAAGUGAAAUAUUAGUUUUCUACGUUUUCAGAUAUGUAGCAUUUUGAGUAUUGUAAGGAAGGUGAAGCUGCCACGUAAUCGCAUAGUUUUCAAGUUGCAUAUAUACAAGCAAUGGUGCUUCAUAGACCAUGUAUGUCUCAUUUUUGGAACUUAUUUCAAUGUCUUGGAUCCACUAACACUGUAUUUUGAUGUUCUGCUUUAUUCUGUGCUAACGUUUGCAUUUGAAUCCAUACAAUGUGCCUUAUCAUGACUUUACAAACUCAGCAUACCGAGUUCACCCUUCAAGUGCACAGUUUGUUCACUCCAACCCGUAGGUGACAUCCCAAACUUUGGGGGCUGUUAUUAAAAAAAGAAAUCCCAACAGUUAUCAAAGUUAUCGUCCAAAUCCUCCCUUUUUGUUUGUAGCUUUAAUUUAUAAGAAUUCGGUUUUCAAAAGAUAGAAGCAGAAACAUCAUAGUAACGACGAAGGUCAAAUCUUCUGAGAUGAUUGGAAAGCGCUCAGAAACGUUGGGAUGAUUUUUGAUAAUAACCCUGGAGGUUUUCUGCGUAGCGGUUCCUUCACAGCUUCCUCUCGUGUCCUUUUAGCUCCCAGUAAAGCUGCAGCGGACGAGAAGCCUCUCGGCCGCUUGCACAACCCUGUUGGAACGCGUUUUUGAACUUCUGGUGAUGACGAGUUGAACUGAGUGUGAAGUUUGUAAGGAAACGGAUUCUCCCAGCUCAUCGCGUGACCCAACGGUCCGUCUGCUGAUGAAGCUGCUUGAGGGUUUUUUAGAAAAAGCGAGAGAUUAUUUGACUGCAAAGUAAAUGCCGAGGUCUGUUUUAUUCUACAGUUUGACUUAAAAAUGUGCAGUAGCCCUUGUGCCGCAAUAUUGGGGGGGGGGGGGGCGGAUGACGAAAGGUAUUGUAAAGACUUUUAAAACAGUACGUAGUUUCUCAAGUCUGUGGCCCGGGACUUAAGAAUGUGCACUUUACAGGCAGCGACUUCUGCAAGCUGGUCUCUACUUCAAAGGAAACGGACGUUUAUAGCCUGCAAUUUUAAUUGAGUUCUAGUACGAAGCAAAUUAAAUCUCUUUACGCCAGAAAAUAAAGCAAAGACACUCAUUUAGUAUAUUUUAAACUCUCAUAAGCUUUGUUCAAAAAACUUGUUCUGCAUGAAUAAUAUCUAAUGGAUUAGCUGCUUAACCUCAAUCAAAUCAAAUAUAAUCGCACAAAGUUCACUAGUGGCCGUUCUGUGUCUCCUCACACCCGAUGUGUUUGAGGCACAGAAGAUACGUUUGGACCAAAGGGUUGGGGGUUGGAGGGCUAAAAUAUCAAUCUGGAACUGUCUCUGUCCCUCCUUCUGGUUUUUAAUGAGCUAAUGUUAAAAAUAUAACCAUAGAAAAGACAGAUUAUCAAUGUUUACGGGUGUGUUUUGGGUUUUUUUAAUGGCGUGUCACCUGGAUCUGGAGCAGGAACUCAGACAAGUUCCUGCUCUGAAGUAGGAGCUUAAAAAAACUGCAGCAGAAAAGCCCAAACAAAAUCAUCUCCAUAUUUGACGCGUCUUAUAAAAAGGAAACAAAAACACUGGUGGCCAUCGUUCCCAUGAGGGAUGAAGUUUAUUUGAAUGUCCUUGCGACUUUUGUUAAGUCUCCUAAAGCCAACGUUACCCGAGUUUGGUGCCAGGAGUCGCCCCCCCCCCAACAUCUAAGAGCCACUAUUCAAAGCAGACGAGAUGGCUAACAAACACCCUGGAAAAACAAGUCUUUACUGGCGGUCCUACUCCACUGCAGACAUUUUGGAUGUAUUUUUUAGCUGAUACUUGUCUGGUUGUUGCUGCCACAUCAGCUGGCCAGGCAACAUCAAUAAGCUAUUCUAUUUAAAAACAAGUCGAUCUGUGCAAAUCCUGACAAUUUGGUAUAAAAGCCAGAGUACGUACCUAAAAUAAUCCAGACGUGUCAGAAACAGCAGUGUCGGGGUCAAGUGACGCGUCACAGAGACUUCCUGCUCAGCCUGCCCACUGAUGCACGAGUCCGUACCGUCCUCUUCACACCGCACUCCUGUUUCUCUGCACUCCCUUUUACCAAAAUGUAUCUUCUUUAGACGAGGUGUUUUUAGUUUUUUAGGGUGGGGUGGGGUAAAGUAAAAGGUUCGUCAUAUUUCAAAAGUACACAAAAACAACUGCCAAGGAUGCUAAUACUAUGUUUAGGAUUAUGUUUAGUCUUUCGAGAUUUUUUUUUUUAGAAACGGAGAAAAGAAAUUAAAAAAAAGCACCUUACUACAUGCAAAAGCAUGAUUUUAAAUUUGCAAUGAAAAUAAAUAAAAGUGCAAUAUUAUCUAACUAUUAAUAUGUCAUAGACCAAAGACGGGCUACGAACGCGCGGGAACUGAGCACAGCGGGAAAAGAACGGCACCUAAGAUGGAUUUUUUUCUUUUUUCGAAGUGAAUUGAUACGAUUUCAAAACGAGUUGCCUUAAAGCAUGUGAGAAGGUUGGAUCAAUGAAAGUAGAUUUAAAACCUUAAUUGAGACAGAAGUCCUACCUCCUUUUAAGUAAGCUGUGGGUCAAGAGAAGAGAGUUCUUGUAAAAGCCAAGAAAUUUAGCAAAAAAGCGAAACGGGUGUUCACAAUUUAGAGAAAAUAGUCAUUUGUGACUGGGACCAGGCGCGGCGCCGGUGCUCCGAUUAACUGUAGAAGACUCAUCAGCUGAAUUAAUGCGCAACACACUGUGCUGCUUGAAGGGUUUUUCCCCCCAACAAAGCUCAAGUAAUGAAUCUUUCAGGAGCAAAUCCACUUACUCACCGCGCUUCCUCUCUUGAGACGAUAUCUGCAUUUUAUCUUUUGUGUACCAACAGGGUUUUUGUUAUUCCUUAUGGGAUCCAUGUUCAGCUACGUGUAUUCUGUUAUUGUCGAUGUCAGAGUAAAGUUAUAUUAGCUAAUUCCAAUUUUUUAAUAUGCUCAAAUUCAUAUUGAUCUAUUAUUAUUAUUAUAUAUUGUUAUCAUUGUUAUUACUAUAUGGGGACUUUAACCCGAUAAGAAGUUUGUGUUUCUGCACUGAUAUCUUAUUAAAGCAUACUGAUCUUACCCCACA